AUUACAGAGCAUAUGAUUUCCAUAGCAGCCUAUGAGGAUCUUGUCAAAAUUCUUAAACAUUCAGAUUUUUGGCCUGAACAUGUUAUUGCAAAUAUAAGACCUUCAACCAAACAUGCAUAUUUAAUAAUGCCAGUAGAUUAUAUUGAAUAUAUUCUUAAUAAUCUAACAAUUGUGCCUAAUUUAUACUUUGGUCCUGGUAUUGUAUAUAAUGAAAAACGUGAGUUCUGGCAUUGUACACUCUGGCAGAACUCGUCUUUAUUUGGAGAAACUAAACUUUUUACUUAUCAAGCAGACAAUUUUUUAUGUUAUCACCAAGACAAAGCAAUUAAGUUUACACGUAUUUGUAGUGUUGUUGAAGUUAAUAAGAGGCAAUUACUUAGAGCUGAUCUGCUUGUUCCAUAUAGUGGGCUUCUUGGAUACUUGUGUAGUAUGAAUAGAAAAGCACAUGAAAUGAAUAUAGAAGAACUUUGGCUUGUUGAAGAACAAGAGUGUUUGAUUAUACCUGAAAAUAUUACUCAAAUUAAUGUUUGGUUAAAGGAUCUUGAUAGGCCAGUAGAAUAUGAAUAUUUUGUAACUGAAAUAUUAUAUAGUUUUAAUAGUAAUGACCUUGCUAGUAUGUUUAGACAUAAUGCAAAUUAUGGUUGCAGAACUUGUUCUGUAUCUAGUAGCCAAUUAACAAACUCCAACUUUGACUUUGUUGCGAAUGCAUGCUUUUACUAUUUAACCAAUAUACAAUAUAAUGAAAUUGCACAUCAACAAACAAACUCUGCUUGUCAACAACUAUCUAGUCAAUAUAGACUUAGUGCAAAGCCAGUUCUUGAUACUCUUUAUUGGGACAGGCAUUUACAAUCACCACAAAAUGCUUAUUAUACACUUGCUGUAGUUGAAGCAAAACUACUUAAGUUGGCUUUCUCAACAACAAUGACAAAUAACACUUAUAAGGAGCUUCACAGUUUGUUUGAAAAAGAACGAAUUGGUUUUUUGAAGAUUUUUUCAGACAUAUUUGAAAACUUACCUAAUGUUCAUAUAAAUGUCUAUUUGCCACAACAUGCUCGUACAUUUGCAACUCUUGUGAACACAUCUGUUGAAGUCAAAGAAAUAGUACACAGAAUAUACAAAAAUAUGGUACCACAUACUAAUUACAAAAAUAUUGAACUAGAUCUUCUUCGGCGAUAUAAUACCUCAUUUGCAUUAACUCACUUAUUUGAUGAAUUUUUUGAUUAUAUUUCAUAUACUAUCAUUGAAAAUGAUAGAAAAUUAACUCGACUUAAAUUUCAUGUUGGUGAAAUAAUUGAAAUUAAAGAAGAAAAUGAAGGCUUUACAUAUGCAAAAAUACAA
Messenger RNA from Racocetra persica, 1338 nucleotides. NCBI's taxonomy places the organism in Eukaryota, Fungi, Glomeromycota, Glomeromycetes, Diversisporales, Gigasporaceae. The record is from the annotation of a GenBank genome assembly.